This is a messenger RNA of Rhododendron vialii, 993 nucleotides long. RefSeq lists its product as uncharacterized. The transcript is spliced from 3 exons. The coding region runs from base 1 to 993 and encodes 330 amino acids. The record is from RefSeq and is a predicted model, not a curated record. NCBI's taxonomy places the organism in Eukaryota, Viridiplantae, Streptophyta, Magnoliopsida, Ericales, Ericaceae.
AUGGGGGGUACUUAUAGAAAGGAGAGAGGUGUUGGUUGGUGGCUAAACAAGGCAAUACAACCAGCCAAUAAGGCUGGUUGCAGUUACUUGGUGGAGAAUGUUCACAGUUUACUGAUGUCGAAUAGAACCGAUCCUGCUUGGAAGUAUUCAAAGAGACAUGAAGAUACUAAGUUCAGGUUCACAUGUAAUUUUUGUAACAAAGUGGUUACUGGGAGUGUUUACCAAGUGAAGCAUCAUUUUGCUGGAGGAUACCCUGAUGUGAUUUCAUGUCCUAAUUGCCCAGAACCAGUUAAAGAGGAGAUUAGGGCAUUUAUGUGUAAAAAAAAGGAGACGGCGUCUAGCAUAGCUCCUCUUCCAGAUUUUGAUGAAAUGAGCAAUGAGGAGGACAUUGAUGAGGAUGAGUUUAAUGUACAAUCGAAGCCCCCUCCUAAGAGGCCUGCUGCCACUGCUACCUCCGGCUCCAAGUUCCAACUUAAGAAGCCAAAGACCAAAGGGCCUAUGGAUGCUUAUAUCACCCCUGACCCAGAGAUCGAGGUAGAGAAUAGGAGAAGUGGUAAACAACCUAAAGUUGACGAUAAUACACCACAAAAGAAGUUAUUGAAAGAGCGGGCUCAUCAAGCUAUUGCGAGGUGGAUUUACGAUGCUGGAAUACCUCUUAAUGUUGUCAAUGUGGAGUCCUUUGAACCGAUAAUUGAGGCUAUUGGGCAAUAUGACCCUGGUUUAACACCGCCGACUUAUUAUCAAGUGCGUGUCCCUCUUCUUAAAAAAGAGGUGGAAAAUGUGAACAAACAAAUGGAGGACCACAAGAAGGAGAGAGAGGAAAAUGGAUGCACUCUUAUGUGUGAUGGAUGGACGGAUCGAAAGAAUAGGUCAUUGAUAAAUUUUUUGGUUAACUGUCCUAAAGGUAGCAUGUUUAUUGAAUCGGUUGAUGCAUCGAGUCGUUCCACAACUGGGGACAGCAUGUAUAGGUUGCUUGACGAGUAUGUGGAGUGA